This is a messenger RNA of Trachymyrmex cornetzi, 740 nucleotides long. Its product is annotated as low molecular weight phosphotyrosine protein phosphatase-like. Gene Ontology annotation, biological process: protein dephosphorylation. The transcript is spliced from 5 exons. The record is from RefSeq and is a predicted model, not a curated record. Lineage: Eukaryota; Metazoa; Arthropoda; Insecta; Hymenoptera; Formicidae. Gene Ontology annotation, cellular component: cytoplasm. Gene Ontology annotation, molecular function: acid phosphatase activity; non-membrane spanning protein tyrosine phosphatase activity. Bases 40 to 531 code for a protein of 163 amino acids.
UCUUUUACUAUUGUCUUACCUACUUAGCAAGAAAUCAAUAUGAUGCGAAAGAAGAAAGUUCUCAUGGUUUGUUUAGGGAAUAGUUGUCGCUCCCCUAUGGCGGAAGCGGUGUUUCGGGAUCAAAUCCGAAAAAUGGAUUUGAUACAUUUCUGGGAGGUCGAAAGCGCCGCUAUUCUGGAUUAUCACGUAGGCAAUGAUCCUGAACCUAGAGCGACAGCCACACUUCAGAAAGCUGGAAUUACGGAUUACUCUCAUAUUGCAAGAAAAAUCACGAUCGACGAUUUUUACAAAUUCGACUGGAUACUCGGAAUGGACGAAUAUAUUAUCGAAGAAUUGUAUGAAAAACAACCGGAAGGUAGCCAAGCAAAGAUAGAACUACUUGGGAAAUACGAUCCAUCUGGAGCAGUUAUCAUAAGAGAUCCUCUCUUUGAUGUUGGUAAUGCCGGAUUUGAGAGAGCAUUUCAGCAAGCUUUGAGAAGCGUACGCGCAUUCUUGGAAUUUCACAAAGUUAAUAUGCUCGACAAAUCAUAAUAAAGAUGUUAAAAAUUUUUAUUUUAGAAAUAUUGAAAAUGAGAAAAGAAAUUAGGAAUUAAAUUUUACUUAAUUUAUUCAGCUUAUACAGGGUGUCCCAUAAUUCAUCCUUGCCAGGCCAUCCCCAUUCCCCGCGUGCCGAACAAGUAAUAGGCGUACACUUAAUAAUAGUAGGCCGCGCGGACGCGCGUAUUCGGUGAUCUUUAGAG